Miscanthus lutarioriparius is the source of this 351-nucleotide messenger RNA. Lineage: Eukaryota; Viridiplantae; Streptophyta; Magnoliopsida; Poales; Poaceae. The record is from the annotation of a GenBank genome assembly.
AUGGGCAACUGCGCCGUGACGCAGCACGCGGUGAUGUCGUGGGCGGACGACGGCGAGUGGGACGUGCCGUCGGCGGCCGAGGAGGAGGAGGCGGCGGCCGCCGCCGGGACCAGUGGGAGGAAGGACCACGCGGCGGCGGCGGAGGUGACGAUCAGGAUCACCAGGAAGCAGCUGCAGGAGCUGAUGGAGAAGAGGGCCGGUGGCCUCCACGGCCUCAAGAGACGCCGGGCCGCCGCGCAGCUGCUGGCGGACGUCAUGAACGCCGGCCAGGUCUACCACCAUCUCCAACACUGCAAGGCGGCGCACUGGAAGCCCGCGCUGCAGAGCAUCCCGGAGGCCGUCGAGUCAUGA